Molecule: messenger RNA, 2453 nt
Organism: Pieris rapae (cabbage white)
Lineage: Eukaryota; Metazoa; Arthropoda; Insecta; Lepidoptera; Pieridae
Gene: Ttd14
Product: TRPL translocation defect protein 14
Exons: 9
Coding region: 186-1673 (495 amino acids)
Biological process (GO): photoreceptor cell maintenance
Molecular function (GO): phosphatidic acid binding; phosphatidylinositol binding; GTP binding
Source: RefSeq, a predicted model, not a curated record
UAUAAAAUUUGUUCAAUUUCAAUUAUUCAUUCUUUUCACGGCACGCCUAUCGGGCGAUGCAUUUUAAACUGUGAUGGCUCUUUUGCACACUAUAGUUUAUUCAUCAAUUUUAUGAUAAUUAAUUUUCAUCGUGAUCGCGUAGUGUAAUUUAGAUUUAAUUAUUUAUUUCUAAGCUUCUCUUGAAAAUGGCGAAUCAGUCCCAGAAAACUGUAUACAAGCUAGUGCUUACCGGAGGGCCUUGCGGCGGAAAAACCACCGGCCAGUCACGUCUUAGUACUUUCUUCGAAAACUUGGGAUGGAAGGUGUUCCGGGUGCCGGAAACGGCUACCGUCCUCUUAAGUGGUGGUGUGAAGUUUGUAGAUCUCAGCCCAGAGGAAGCAAACAAAUUCCAAGAGAAUUUGUUGAAGACCAUGAUACAAAUUGAGAACACCUUCUUUGAGUUGGGCAGGACGUGCCAGCGUAACUGUCUGAUUAUAUGCGAUCGAGGAGCCAUGGACGCUAGUGCAUUUAUUUCCAAAGAAAAAUGGGAGGCUAUGUUAAGUGCGAAUAACUGGAACUGUGUGGAACUACGCGACAACCGGUAUAACCAUAUAGUUCAUAUGGUAUCGGCAGCAAACGGUGCUGAAGACUUCUAUUCAACUGAGGAACACGCAUGUCGCUCCGAAGGCGUAGAGUUGGCCAGAGAGCUGGAUUACAACGCGGCAGCAUCGUGGGUUGGACAUCCCUAUUUCGACGUUAUCGAUAACUCCACAGACUUCGACAAGAAGAUGAAUCGUCUGAUCGCUUGCGUCUGCCAACGUAUAGGCAUAGACACCGGUGACAGACUAAACGUCAACGCGAAGAAACGAAAGUUUCUCGUCAAAUGCCCACUUCCGGUGGAUGCAGAGUUCCCGAAAUUUCAGGACUUCGACGUGGAACACAACUACUUACAGAGCGACUUCCGUAAAGCGCAGGUGCGGUUAAGAAAGCGUGGGCAAAAGGGCCACUGGUCUUAUAUCCACACUAUGAGGAAAUUCCACCCGAAUGGUCAGUCGGUGGAAGUGAGGACUCAGCUAACUCACAGAGAUUACCUGAAUAUGCUUCCGCAACGCGAUGACGCCCACUUCACGAUAUUCAAGAAACGCCGCUGCUUCAUCUACAAUAACCAGUAUUAUCAACUGGAUAUUUACAGACAACCCACGCAUCCAAGGUGUCGCGGAAUGGUUCUGCUAGAAACGUAUAGCGCUGCGUACGAUCAAGACGCACUUUUGGCAACUUUGCCUAAGUUUUUGACAAUUGAGAAGGAGGUUACGGGUGACCCAGCAUACUCUAUGUAUAAUUUGUCAUUAAAGGAAGAUUGGAAAACAUCAAAAAGGUACUACGCCGGGUCUGGCGCGAACGGACAAGCUAGAAGAAAAGAGAAACUAAAUGGACAUUCUGAUAAACUUCACGAUGGUGACACUAAAAUGAAUAGUCACGGAAAAAUAAGUGGAUGUGAAGAAAAAAUUAAUGGGCAUUCUGAUCAUAAAUUAAAUGGUCACAGCAAGAUGAAUGGGCACGGACCUUUUAAAAUAAAUGGUCAUGGACCAAUAAAUGGAAUUUCAAGUCUCCAUGAUAGUGAUAUGGAACAUCUCAAGACAAACACUAUUCAUGUCUCGUCACCAAAGAUGAAAAAAGUUGCUAUUAAGACAUAGAAUUAAAUUAUUUAUAUAUAGAUGUAAGAUCUUUUUGUAAUAUUCCACUUUGUAUUGAUAUUGUACACCAAAUUCAACGCGUACUUAAUGCAUGGCAAUGUGACUAUAAACGCCAAAUAACAUUCUAUUUUUAUAAUACCGUUAGUAGAAUAUUUUUUCAUAUGAAAUUAUCAACUGUAUUUGAAAUAUUUUGUUCUGUGCCUUCUAUUUGUCGUGUAGAUUACUCCACAGUGGGUAUAGUAUAACUGUACACUUGCCUUUAUGAAAUACAGUAUUUAAUGUUUAAAUAUAUUUUAAUAGUAAUUACAUUGCAAUAAUUCAAAUUAAGCCAUGCAGUAAUUAAAUUAGCAAAGAUUAAAUUACGAAUAGUUCGAAUUUCGUCAAAGUUUUAAAUGUCUUGAUGUUGUGACGUCACUAUAGUUUUCUCUGCUUUAGUGGCAUAGACAUUGCCAUGAUGAAAAUUGUUUCUCAUUAGUAUUAGACACAUUGUUACUACAACAGUAGGUUUUAGAUUAGAAUAUCCAAAAAUAUUUACAGCAAUAAGGCUUAUGUAACUGGCAUCAUGCCAGGGAAACAAUGUGUAUGGCUGUGCAGAUGUUUUAUUGAAAGAGCUAUCACUGCUUCAUAUUUACAAAACAUGCAAGUGUGUUGCAUCAUAAUAUUUUAUCUAUUAUUUUAGAUAUGAUUUUGUUAAGACCCAGUGCAAGAUUUUGUAAGAAUCUUGCAUGUAAAUCAAAUGUUUUACAAGCAUUGUUUCGUAAAUAAAAACAGUUUUAAAUA